Messenger RNA from Myxocyprinus asiaticus (Chinese sucker), 651 nucleotides. RefSeq lists its product as uncharacterized. Lineage: Eukaryota; Metazoa; Chordata; Actinopteri; Cypriniformes; Catostomidae. The transcript has a single exon. Bases 1 to 651 code for a protein of 216 amino acids. The record is from RefSeq and is a predicted model, not a curated record.
AUGACUCAAGUUCACAGACAAAAUAAAAACAAUUUCAGACAAAAUAAACUAAAUUUCAGACAAAAUAAAUAUUUCUUGAAAGCAUUGUUUACUAAUGGGAAUGCAGUCAGAGGCUAUAAAGGUGCUGCAAAUGACAGUACCCCCAGUUCUCUCUUUGCUGAAGUCAUGAGUGCACAUUUCAGUGCCCAACAAGUCGUAGAUCUGAUUUUUUCAGAUGUCCAGGAGGAACAAGAGAACAAUGAUUUAGAAGAGGAGGAGGUAUCUGAAGAAGAAGAUGGGGAAGAAUACAACCCAGAGCACGAUGCAUCAUCUUCAGAUGAAGAAGAAAUCCCCCAAGCUGAAAGAGAGACAUUUUUGUCAAAGAACAGCAAAAUAACAUGGUACUUGUCACCAUAUGACAACCAGGGCAGGAUGGCAGCACAAAAUGUCAUAAGGAUGACCCCAGGGCCCACAGGACAUGCAGUUGCCCAUGCCCAGAACAUCGCCUCAACAUUCUACAUGUUCAUCACACCAGUCAUCGAAAAAAUAAUCCUAGAGAUGACAAAUUUGGAGGGUUUCCGUAAAUAUGGAGACAACUGGAAAAGGAUGGAUGAGAUUGACCUGGGUGCCUACAUAGGGCUGCUAAUCUUAGCGGGUGUGUAUAGGUCCUGA